Molecule: messenger RNA, 3658 nt
Organism: Dreissena polymorpha
Lineage: Eukaryota; Metazoa; Mollusca; Bivalvia; Myida; Dreissenidae
Product: transient receptor potential cation channel subfamily M member 1-like
Exons: 14
Coding region: 1-1659 (552 amino acids)
Biological process (GO): calcium ion transmembrane transport
Cellular component (GO): membrane
Molecular function (GO): ligand-gated calcium channel activity
Source: RefSeq, a predicted model, not a curated record
AUGGGAAAGUCGAUUAUCACGGUGAACAGGACAACCAAUAGCAGUGCAGUCAUCACCAUGAACGACGAGAAGCUGAAAGAAAUUACCAGCUUCAAGAACCUAGGAGCAACCCUGUCCAAGGAUAGUACCAGUACCGCUAAUGCUCCGAAUCUCCUACACGGAGCACAAGACCACGAGUACGUCUGGAACAUGACUGUAAUUCUUGUUGGCCCACAAGAGCCCCUACUGGCAGCUGGCUUGAACAAUUCGAAGAACAAUCUUCGUACGGCGAUUCUUGACGACAACGUACAGAGUAAUGUAGACAUGAAGUUGGUUGACGCCACAUUUAUUUCAGAUUUGUACACGCAGAUAGUGGUGUCCCUUUUUCUGCCGUUUUGCCUGCAACUUAUAACGUUCAGAGAAGGCAAUCAAAAUAAUAAAGUGCGAUUCUUUAGAAAUUGUACGUCCGACAAUAAAUCCAAACAACCACAAACAGGCGAAGGCAAGGAUGUUGUGCCAUUAUCUAAGGCAUUGUGGUAUUUAUAUUCAGCUCCAUUGUCGGUAUUCAUAUUGAACACGUUCUUUUACUUAUGGUUUCUGGUCUUGUUUUCCUACUUUGUUCUUGUGGAUCUCGAUGAACAAAUCACCUACACAGAAUGGGCCGUAUGGGGAUGGAUUUUGAUAUUCCUUUACGACGAAUGCAGACAGAUUGCCAACAGUGGGAAAACAUGUGAUUUCCCUAAGACGUUUUGUAACUGGAUUAUUUCUCCUUGGAACAAAUUCGACUUAUUCAUGUUUGGAACUAUUAUUGUUACAUUGGCUUUGAGGUUUUCCUUAGUGGGGAUAGAUUUCGAGUAUGUUCGAUACGCAUACAGUUUCUCCGUGGGAAUGUUUUACCUACGUUUCUUACAGAACUGUUUUGUUCACGAAAAUAUAGGACCAAAAGUUUUGAUGAUUGGAAAAAUGAUGAUAGACCUAUUUCAGUUUCUCGGUAUAGGCCUGGUAUUCGUACUCUGCUUUGGUAUAAUUUACCAGGCAAAUCUUUACCCAAACUCACCAGCAGCAGAGAAACUUCUGGAAAAGAUAUUCUUUGUACCAUAUUGGCAGAUAUUUGGAGAGCUGUUUUUGGACGAACUAACAGGUUACCCAGAAGGUUAUUGUACAUCAAAUGAAACAAUAUGGCGUGCCGAUGGUGGAAAUGGUCGAUGUCCUGAAAUAAGGAGGCUUGUUCCAAUCAUAGGUGGAGUUUAUAUAUUCCUGACGAAUAUAGUACUGGUCAAUCUUCUGAUAGCUAUGUUUAGCCACACAUUUGAUGCAAUUCAAAAGAAGUCUGAAAGAAUCUGGAGGUUCUAUUUCUACAGGCUCAUUAACGAGUAUCGCAACAAACCAGUUCUUUUUCCACCAUUGGUCAUUGUGAUGUUUGUAUAUCAUCACAUGGAUGCACAAGAAAAUAAACGUCGCAAGCAAGAACAAGAAUUACAAUUACAAAAAUUAGAAUUGUUUGAAAAUAAAAUGAAGAUUGAAUAUGAAAAAGAAUGCUUGAAAAGAAAUAAUGAGCCAAUAACACAAAUAUUGGAACUUAUCACCUCGAAAAUUACUGAAGAUAAACAGAUUAGUAGAGAAAUUGAAGACAUCUUUAAAAGAGGUUAUCUACACUAUGGCGAUGAACAUGAGGCAUAAACCGAGCAGAAUGUUCACCAAACCAAGUAACCGAAACGAUCGUUUUAUAUCUUUACCUAUCAAUAAAUACAAUUGGGUUGACAAUAUAGUGCGGAAUGCAUUUUGUUCUUCAAUUCAUUAUGCGUGGUUCUGCUUUGUGUUGAAUAUCAUAAUUGGGUUGAUAUCAAAGUGCGGUGCAAUCAACGUGUGUUACAAACGCAUCGUUUAAACUAUCCAAGAAUUGUGUACUUGUAACGUCUGAGGUUUUGCUUCCAGAGGCCUCGCGUUUGAAUGUCGGGGAAGUAAAUAUGUUAAAUAAUUUUGUUAUUGAUUUUAAAAGUAUGUACGAUUUUUCUAAGCUUAACUUAUUGUGAAUAAAUAUAAAACAUUACAAAUCUGUGAACGGGCCACUUUGAACAACAAACACAGCAAAUCUACUUAAAUAAUAGCUGAUAUGUAAGAGCGUUUGUUCAAAAUUGAAAAAUAUUACAAUAACGAUACGGAUAUUGUCUGAACAUGGGCACUCGUAUUAUUGUUUCGGUCUCAUAAGUAUAUGAUAUGUAUAAAUUUGUUUUAUUUAAGCGAUUCGAAUUUAAGACAAAACAGUCCGUUAUAACGAAACAUAUUGUACAAUAACAAACAUAUACAUUGUUAAAAAAUGAUUGGAUACGUGUAUGUUGAAGUUGAAAUUUCACUUUUUAAUAUUUAUUAUUGUUCUUACCGACUACAUAUUUUGUUUGUUGGUAUAGUGUUGUGUGUCUGAAUUUAAGAUGACAUACGGAUAUUUUGCUUCGAUUGUAUUGCUGAUAUGCUCAUACCUUGUACCGAUUUCUAUGUCGCAUUUGCACUCAAUUGACAUGCCUUAAAGCGAGAUUAUACGAUUUGUCAAAUAUUUAUUAAUUUAUAUACAAUGUAUAAACAACUUAUUAAACAUAUAUUUCAAUAUGAAUUUAAAUAAAAGUAAAGAAGAACAUGUGUCGAAAAAUACGAAAUAAGCUAGAUAUUUAAUUCUGAAAUCGAAAAUGUCUGCACAGUCGGAUUCGCCAGCAUGUAAAUCAUGCAUGUAAGAUGUGAAUCUAAAUUUAGUUUAACGGUUCAUUUUAAAUUCCUGCAACAAUAUCUAUUCAUACGACACACGAACACUAACUAUAAAGACGAAUGUUUCGUUUAUUGAAAGGAAAAUAUGUACGAAAUAUCUUCGUCACAAUCGGCUUGGGGCGCUCAUUUGUCUUUGCUGAUUUGUAUGAAAUUCGUUUUCAAUGUAUAAUUUUUCUUGUCUAUUUUGUGUUAUUGUAACAUAUGUUAUCAAUAUAUUACAAUUAAACACAUACAAAAAGUCGUAUAAUCUCGCUUUCAUGUGAAACAGUAUAUGUUUACCUAUGCACAUCAUAUUUGGAGACAUUGUGUUAUAAUAUAUGCACUAUUAACAUGUAGAGGCCCCUAGCACUGUUUUCAACCACUUUUACAUUAACUUUAGUUUUGUUUCAUUCAGAAAAAGUUUAUAAUUGAAAAGUUAAAAAAUCUCUUGAAAUGAAAAUUUUUACGGCAUUUGUAGAAUAAGAUAUUUGAGAAUAUCAGUGGAAAUUAAUUUAAAAUUAUUAGACUUUUCCACAUUGCAGUCCCCAACAACAUACCUUUCAUCCAUCUAUCUUUGGUGUAAUAAUAGAAUACAAAUAAAUUCUCCAUUUGGUAAGUGUUUAAUGGAGCGUGCACAUAUGCAGGGAUGGAAUUAAGUACGCACGGACUAUUUUUUCCAAAGAGAGAAGGUGGAAUUAAGGGUUAUAUUUUACUUAACUUUCAAAAAAAAAUCACAACUUUACUAAAUAUACCAAAAAGAAAGGAUAUAUACUUAAGAAAUAUCUUCGAAACUUUAAAUAAAUUGAUACAUUUUUUGUUUGCUUAAAGUCACUGAAUAGCGCUUAUAAUUAAAUCGUCGAUCAUUGAUUUGUGACGAAAGUAGUUUAGUUUCCGUUCUAUAAAAGGAAAUUAUAAUUAAUAAAUUUAUAUUUUGUAUAACCAA